Molecule: messenger RNA, 3409 nt
Organism: Acanthopagrus latus (yellowfin seabream)
Lineage: Eukaryota; Metazoa; Chordata; Actinopteri; Spariformes; Sparidae
Gene: cnr1
Product: cannabinoid receptor 1
Exons: 2
Coding region: 351-1760 (469 amino acids)
Biological process (GO): G protein-coupled receptor signaling pathway
Cellular component (GO): membrane
Molecular function (GO): cannabinoid receptor activity
Source: RefSeq, a predicted model, not a curated record
GGAGCCGUCAGCAGCAGCAGCAGCAGCAGCAGCAACCUGUAUCCAAGCUGGAGCGCACUCCAAGACCACUUCUACUGCCAUUUUAGAAAAAGAGAAAAAACUUAUGUUACAUGUAGAAUUAGGGGAAAAAAAGAAAAAAAAGAAAGCUUAUCAUUAUGAUUCAGGUUGUGGUUUCUUUCUAACACGUACACGCUUGGCUGUCUCUGCUUUUAUGUAAGAUCUGUUUGUUGGAUGAUGCGCUUCUGACUUGGAUUUAACGCGCGGCGAUAAAGGGCGAUUCUGCGCGCUUGGAAAAAUUAUGUAAGGUUACCCAGGUGUCUUAGACUGCCGUAUUACCCUCAGACACAGCCAUGAAAUCUGUGCUGGACGGUGUGGCGGAUACAACCUUCCGGACUAUCACAUCUGGUUUACAGUAUCUGGGCUCCAACGACGCUAACUAUGACGACCCCCUCAAUGAUGUAGACUUCAAGGCGGGUUUCUCUCUGCAGAAGCCCUUAUCUGCCUUCCGCAGCAACUCCUUCCCAGACAAGGUACCUUCGGACGAGGAGCUCAUCCUCAAAGGCAUCCCCUUCUUCCCCACCAAUGCCACAGACUUGUUUGGCAACCGGAGCACGUUCAGAGAUGAGACUAACACUAUACAAUGCGGGGAGAACUUUAUGGACAUGGAGUGUUUCAUGAUUCUGACCCCCAGCCAGCAGCUGGCUGUGGCCGUGCUGUCUCUGACUCUGGGCACCUUCACGGUGCUGGAGAACCUGGUGGUGCUCUGCGUCAUCUUUCAGUCGCGCACCCUCCGCUGCCGGCCGUCCUACCACUUCAUCGGCAGCCUGGCUGUGGCUGACCUGCUUGGAAGUGUCAUAUUUGUGUACAGCUUUCUGGACUUCCAUGUUUUCCACAGGAAGGACAGCCCCAACGUUUUCCUCUUCAAGCUGGGUGGAGUCACGGCGUCGUUCACCGCGUCUGUGGGGAGCCUUUUCCUCACCGCUAUCGACCGCUACAUCUCCAUACACCGGCCUCUCGCCUACAGGCGCAUUGUGACACGGACCAAGGCCGUCAUUGCCUUUUGUUUGAUGUGGAGCAUCUCUAUCAUCAUCGCAGUGCUACCUCUGCUGGGCUGGAACUGUAAACGUCUCAACUCUGUUUGCUCAGACAUAUUCCCUCUGAUUGAUGAGAACUACCUGUUGUUCUGGAUCGGUGUCACCAGCGUGCUGGUUCUUUUCAUUAUCUACGCCUACAUAUACAUCCUGUGGAAAGCACACCACCACGCUGUGCGAAUGCUGAGCCGCACCUCCCAGAAGAGCCUCGUUGUUUACUCAGCAGAUGGGACUAAAGUGCAGACGACACGCCCCGAACAGGCACGCAUGGACAUCCGCCUGGCCAAGACCCUGGUGCUCAUCCUGGUGGUGCUGGUCAUCUGCUGGGGCCCAGUGCUCGCCAUCAUGGUCUAUGACCUCUUCUGGAGGAUGGAUGAUGACAUCAAGACAGUGUUUGCUUUCUGCAGCAUGCUCUGCCUGCUCAACUCCACCGUCAACCCAAUCAUCUACGCGCUGAGGAGCAAGGACCUGCGGCAUGCCUUCCUCAGCUCCUGCCAUGCCUGCAGGGGCAGUGCCCAGCAGCUGGACAAUAGCCUCGAGUCAGACUGCCAGAACAGAAAUGCCAACAUUUCUGCCCACCGGGCUGCGGAGAGUUGCGUGAAGACCACUGUGAAAAUAGCCAAAGUAACAAUGUCUGUGUCAACUGAAACUUCUGCGGAGGCCGUCUAAUUGGCCGUCACUGGGGGAACUGUGUAAAUGUCAUCUUCCCCAAACAAUGCCAUUCAACACAAUAAAGCAGAAGUUAAGAUUAAAAAAAAAAAAAAAAGAAGAAAGAAAAUCAAAUCCUCUCUUGAAAGUAUUACAUUCUCACAUAGAUGCUUUAGUGGUUGCAUUAAUUUAUGUUAGCGUGUGAGCACAUGGUGUGCCAAAGUGCCAAACGGUAAGGGACUCACAAUUUGAAAGGAUUAUCAAAGACUGUCAUAAGUCUGCUGUUUACCAUAGACUUCAUGAUAUCCAGUUAGCGAAGGCAUAUUAUAUUUUUGUACCGUGAAUUCAGGUUUUGAAAACAAUAUAUCUUCAUUUAUGGGAUAAGGGGCUACUGACAUUCUUAAUUCAAGAUGUGUUACUGUGUCAUCUAGACUCUUAACAUGUGUCUUGCACCAUAAAUAUAAGAAAAACGUUGCGCCUUGACUUUCUACAGGCUUCAUGUACACGUUGCAUAUUAACAUUUCUAUGAGGAAAUGGUGAAAAAAGCUCAAAUGACUCUGAUUGUUUAUUCAUUUUUGUACUUCAUCUGACAACACUCAGUGAGUGGCAAAUGUGUGAGGAGGUUUGGAGAAAUGAGAGGUGAUUCAUGCUCGAGAGAGAGAGAGAGAGAGAGAAAAAAAACACAACUUAUUUAUCACCAUCGCAAACAAACUCCAACGAGAUGGAGUUAAAACAGAUUCACAUCUGAUCGGAAAUGGCAUUCUCUGCGGCGGGGUGACGAUUCGUCCCUCUUGUCCAUUUCCUUACUCACUAGCUGUUAGACCUUUAGAGAAGCGUGUCUUUGUUCAGAUGUAUACCUAAUAACUGUACAGUGUUUUUUCUUGCAAAAUAAAGUGUUCAAAUCGACUCAUCCAGCGACACAGCCAAGAAAACAGCAACAACAACAACGACAACAACAAGCUUUUUGGCAAGAGCUUGAAGAAAAUAUUUUGGCUGCAGUGUGCUGGUCACUACUGCAACAAACUGAAGUGGUACCUGACUUAUAGAUGCUUUCCAUCAAAUGUAUGAUUUUGCUGAACUGUACGUGUGUGAUACGUUGUGACUUGGUGAUAUAUUUCCAGCCCCAAGACUUUUUGAUCAUUGCAGUGAGUUGUUUUAGUGCUACUGUCGCAGCGGGGGCAUCAUCUCGGUAAAAAUAAUAAAGCAACCCAUGCACAGGCCUAGUGAAGUACUUCUGGCGUGACUCUAAAUAAAAAUGUGUCUGCUGUUGAUUUUACUUAUGCGAGCAAAGAAAACAAAGGUGUGUUCAUUAGCUGGUGACUUGAAUGGAAGUCUGUGCGUGUGCGCCGUGAGGAGAAUCGACGACUGGCCUUACAAAAAGAAACCGGAGAAAAGAUGAUGUAGUACCUUUUUUAAUCUAGAAAAUCUCACGGCACAAUUGUUCUGUAGACAUUUAUCUUGGUGUAAAGUUAUCCAGACGAGCUGUUUUAUCAGUAUGCUUUUGCUGCCUCUUGUAUUAUUGAGUAUUGAAGAUCAAAAUGUCAACUGUCAAGUGGCUUCUGUACAGUGGUGGCAUAAUGAGGAAUCACAAUCAGUCAAGUGUUUUUAAUAUUGCUGUUUAAAAAAAAAAAUUACAACUUUUGAAUAAAGUCGCAGAUGGUUGUCAUGUC